This is a messenger RNA of Aspergillus aculeatinus CBS 121060, 1672 nucleotides long. RefSeq names its product GDP-Man:Man(1)GlcNAc(2)-PP-dolichol alpha-1,3-mannosyltransferase. The transcript has 2 exons. Gene Ontology annotation, molecular function: GDP-Man:Man(1)GlcNAc(2)-PP-Dol alpha-1,3-mannosyltransferase activity; alpha-1,3-mannosyltransferase activity. The coding region runs from base 121 to 1605 and encodes 494 amino acids. The record is from RefSeq and is a predicted model, not a curated record. Lineage: Eukaryota; Fungi; Ascomycota; Eurotiomycetes; Eurotiales; Aspergillaceae.
CAAAGAUUCUCCCUUCCCAUUGCGCAUGAAAUGGCCCUUCUCUUCUCCGUUCCUUCUUAGCCAGCCAAAACUCUCCCUACUGGUAAUUGCCCUUCCUGUAGGGCUCACCACGAUUCCACAAUGUCUUCCCCAAGCCCCCGCCUCCCUAAAAUCACCAUCAUCCACCCGGACCUCGGCAUAGGCGGCGCCGAACGUCUGAUCCUCGACGUGGCCCUGGCCCUCCAGAACCGCGGCCACCGCGUCACGGUCUACACCUCCCACCGCGACAAGUCGCACUGCUUCGAGGAGGCCCGCGACGGGACCCUCGACGUGCGCGUCCGCGGCAACACGAUCUUCCCCGCGCACCUCGGCGGCCGGUUCCACGUCCUCAUGGCCAUUGCGCGCCAGGUGCACUUGACUCUGUCGCUACUGGGGGAGGCUCUAGACGACGACCCCGACACGCAGGAAGUCGAGGAGGAGGAGAUCUUCAUCGUAGAUCAAGUCCCCGCCUGCGUUCCGAUCCUGAAGACUUGGGGUGCGACGAGGAGCAGGAGGAGGAGGGGGAGCGGAAGCAGCAGCAGCAGCAGCAGCAGCAAGCAACGCAUUCUCUUCUACUGCCAUUUUCCGGAUCAGUUGCUCGCCUGGAGGGAUGAGAGUGGCGGAUUGUUGCGGGCGGUGAAGACGCUGUACCGGGCGCCGUUCGAUUGGUUCGAGGGGUGGGCGAUGAGUGCGGCGGAUAAAGUCGUGGCCAAUUCGCGGUUCACGAGGGGGGUGAUUACGGGGGUCUUUGGGGCGGAGACGCUCGGGGAGUUGAGUGUUGUUUAUCCUUGUGUGGACACCGCGGACAAGGGGGAGAAGGUUGGGGACAAGAUGCAGGGAGAAGAAAGGUUGUGGGGUGGGAAGAAGAUCUUGCUGAGUGUUAAUCGGUUCGAGAGGAAGAAGGAUAUGGCGCUCGCGAUCCGGGCGUAUCAUGGGCUGGGCGCGGAGAAGAGGCUGGAGACCAGGUUGGUUAUUGCUGGUGGUUACGAUAACCGCGUUCAGGAGAAUGUGCAGUACCAUAAGGAGUUGGAUCAGCUGGCGACGAGUCUGGGAUUGCAGACUGCCACGGCGAGGACGGUCGUCUCGGCGCUCUCCGUCCCGGACUCGAUCGACGUGCUCUUCUUGCUCUCAGUGCCCACGGCCUUCCGCGAUACCCUCCUGCUGCAGUCCAAGCUGCUCCUCUACACGCCCGUCAACGAGCAUUUCGGCAUCGUGCCGGUCGAGGCCAUGCGCGCGGGGGUCCCCGUCCUCGCGUCAAAUACUGGUGGCCCCCGCGAGACGAUUGUCGAGGGCGAGACCGGCUGGCUUCGCGAUGCAAAGAACGACGCCGAGUGGACGGCGGUCAUGGAUAAGGUGCUCUACGAGAUGGACCCAGCGGAGUUGGAUCGCAUGUCGGUUGUGGCUAAGAAACGGGUCGAGAGCGAGUUCUCGCUCACUGCGAUGGGCGAGAAAUUGGAGCAAGAGAUCAACGACAUGCUCCGCAAGGAAAGGCCGCCAUUCAGUGGGUUCCAGCAGAUCCUGGUGUUUCUGGCUAUCCUGGGCGUUGUCUUUGCCGUCUUGGUUACCGUGCUUCUCAGGUUGCUUUGACUUUGACUUUGCUUUGCUAAUCUAAUACCCUUUUUGCAAUGUACAGUAUAUUAGAAUUUGUUUGCGC